CGUGAAAAACUUAUGGUUCCUGGUCUUUCGAAUCGGAUGUCUCUCUGUCUCGCUCCGGGAGGAGUAUGCACUAAGAUGCUUCGUCUCGCUUUUCUGCUGAUUCUGCCUAAUUUACUUCACCCAACAACUGCAGGUCGCUGGGUGUCCUUGACUGCUGACAACAGCGCCUACAAGAUGGCGAACGGUCUCGGGGUGCCCAUCACGGGCAAGAAUGAGGUCAUCGCGGAGGUCAAAGUGUGCAAGGGUGCAGAGAUCCAGAUGAUGGAGGACGACACCGGGGCAGGUAUGUGGUCCUACUUCAAGCUUGGCGGAGACAACAACGAGUGGUCAGCCAUGGCGUCCAGUGAGAACUGCGACAGUAACGACUGUCACUGGGUGGACUACAAAUACGAUCCCGUGGUCGAUUGCAACACCUUCCUGCCCUUCUGGUUUUCUUGGAAUGCAGGAGGAGUGCACUCAGUCGGCAAAGGCGCCGUUGUCGGAACCGACGUCAUCCUCACUGGAACCUUAACGGCCUUUGACGUCAACAUAUUUCAGGUGUCCAACUUCGAUGCCGGCGUUACCGGAGUGUGGAGGUUCCUCAUAGACGAAGCUCCGUUCUUCAACAGCCCUGCUCCUUUAGGCGACACCGUGGUUGACGUCAGCGAGGACGCCAGCAUCGGCGAAACCAUUUACACCGUGGUUGGGACCGACGACGAGGGCGACACUCUGACCUUUACCCUUGAUACCCACGCGGAUGCGUUCGAGUUUGCUGGAACUGCCCUGAAGACACUCAAGCUGCUCGACUUUGAAACAUUGGCUUCAUAUGACAUUAUCAUGAGCAUGAGCGAUGGGCAGAACACCCAGCAGGCGAGGAUGACGGUGCGAGUUACCGACGUCGUUGACGAGACGCCGGUCAUCACGUUGUCGGGGACGUUGUAUAUCCCGGAGGAGAUGGCAGUGGGCAGCGUGGUCAACAACCUCUUCGACGUGGACGACCCAGACAAGGGAGACACACUAACGUAUGCUAUAACUGAAGCCAACAGCGCACUCUUCAACAUCGAUGCAAGCUCAGGGCUUUUGACAAUUGCCAGUAGAAUAGAUCGGGAUCAGGCGGCCUUGACUUCCUUGACCUUUGACCUGCAGGUGACCGACAGUAACAGCUUGCAGGCGACGGAGACUGUCACUGUGAACAUUGUCGACAUCAACGACAACGACCCAGUCUUCGCCUCGACGUCGCAUACUGUGAGUGUUGCCGAGAACACAGCUGCUGACACGUCGCUAUUGGAUUUCACUGUGAGCGACACCGACGACGGAACCAACGCUGCUUACAGCAUAUCAAUUGAGGCUGGAGACGACGUUUCUCCCAAGUUCAAGGUCACCGGAAACCAGCUUCAGACAGAGGCUAACGCUCUGGAUUAUGAGACGCUGGCCGGCUCCAGCUUUAUGUAUACUCUGACAGUUGUAGCCGUUAACGACGACGCCAUCAGAACGGGGACGACGACAGUAACAAUCAUGGUGACCCCAGAAAAUGAAUUCGACCCCGUGUUUGACACCCCUGCCGUGGACGCCACCAAUCAAUUUCCGGGAGAUAGUUUAUCAGAGGACGUCCCCGUCAACCACGAAAUCCCCUUCACCGCCUCCGACGCCGACCGCGGAGUGGACGGUGACGUCACAUUCUCCCUCGUCUCCGCGGUGGACUCUGACGGUGCUGACGCAAGUGCAAAGUUCACCAUUGAUGCUGCGACAGGAACGUUGAAAACCCUUGAACUCCUCGACAGCGACACAGCCACGGGAGGCGUGGAUUAUUUUGACGUCACAAUCAGAAUAGCCGACGCGGGAAGCACCCCCAAAACCGCAGAGGGGACAAUACGGUUGACGUUAUCUAACGUCAACGACAACCUUCCGACGUUUUCAUCAUCGUUCUACAGCGCUAGUAUCAGUGAAGACGCUGCUGUCGGGGAUAGCGUGGAGGCUGUUGCAGCGACUGACAAUGACGGUGACGCCAUAACAUAUACCGUAGAAGGCAGCUGGGCAAGCACUUUUGAAAUUAGCGGAACUGAUGUUGUUACGAAGACAUUGUUGGAUUAUGCCUCGAAUGCUUUCUACGUCAUCACUGUAAGGGCUGAUGACGGGACGUUCCAGACGGACACGUUGAUGACGGCGAGCGUAGUGCAGGUGGUGGCAGCGACGUUCCUGAUCACGGCAAAGGCUGACGUGGAGAUACGCGAGGAACAAGGCGAGGGGACGGUGAUAUCGGGGGUGUACAAAACAGCCGGCAACUCAGGAAGCGUCACGUACACAUUGGAGGGCACGAACGCCAACAGGCUGUCAGUAGACCCUGCUUCUGGUGAAAUAACCUACAGCUCCGAACGCAUUGACCGCGACGGUGGCGGCAUGACGACGUUGGCGGACAUCACCUUGAAGGGAGUGGACGGCCUCGGUGCGGAGUCAACAGCGGCACUCAGCUUCAUCGUCACCGACAUCAACGACAACGCCCCCGUGGCGACUGACAUGGCCCCGACGAUACAAGUUCAGGAAAACUCCGCCAAUAAUCAACAAAUUCUGUCGCUGACGAUGAGCGACGCGGAUGACGGUGACAACGCUGUCAUCACUCUCAGUAUCGACAGCGGCGACACAGACAACGUGUUCAGCAUCACAAACCAUGACCUCUACGUCAACGGCGGCAGCGUGGACUACGAAUCCCUGCCUGCAACCAAGACGUACAGUCUGGUGCUGUUAGCCGUGGAUAACCCGACGUCAGCACGCGCUAUGACGUCGGCUAUCCGCGUCACUGUUGAGAUUCUGGGUGAGAACGAGUUCGAACCCUCAUGGACCUCCCCGACCCCCGGGGCCGGUUCCACCUUCCCCGAGGUGACCAUCAAGGAGUCAGCCACCCUGGGGCAGACUGUGGAGACGUUUGUAGCCACGGACAACGACGGCGGCGAUGACGGAUUGAUCACAUACAGCGUCCUUGACAUCAAGAAUCCUUCUAGCAUCAGCGUAACGGGCAAGUUUGUGAUGACGACAGACGGGCGUCUGGUGGUGGCGUCCCUGCUGGACUACGACGCCGACACUGGCGGAGUGGACUACUACAUCGUCACCGUCGCCGCCAGCGACAGCAGCAGCACCAACGUGAAGAGCACCACCGGCAAUGUCAAGGUCAUUCUGGAGGAUGUUGAAGUGGAGAAUGUCAUUAUCGUGUCCCAGGUGGAGGAGGCCGAUGAGUCUCAGCUGUGGGUGAUGAGGGCGUUUGUGGCCGUCCUCUGUGUGGGCGUCCUCGUCCUUGCCGGCGUCAUGCUGAAGGGGAUUAUAGCAAAUGCUUCUUCAUCACCAACUGUCAGCAGAAAGGUUGCACCUACACAGGAGAUGGAGCGAUCCAUCUCGACGACGCCCCACAUGUCCCUCCAAUCUGUGCGCAUGGACGAAGAAGAAGACCAAUUAAGCUGGAUGAAAAAUCAGUAGGGCCGCAUCAGGGAGGUUGGAUUUGUGAACCAUCUCAACUCGAAAAAAGGUUACAAGAAGAUAGCAAGGAUGUCUUCUGAUUGUCAUCAUAUGGCGUUGAUAUGACUUCACGUUGCAAAUGACAUCCUUGCACAAAGGAAAAUCUUGAAAAAAAACCGCGUGAACCGGUUAACGUGAGAUAAAUAUAUAAAGCUCAGUGAAAAUGACAACAACGAACUGAACCGCUGCCCUUGUCUCUAUUGGUAAUUGUCCAUUCUUGAUACCUACAUGUACAUGUAUAUACUAAUGAACAACUUGAGUAAUGGACAUAUUACUAGGGUUAUUGUAAAACUGGGUUUCAGUUUGUUACAAUGAUGAAGUGCGCAAUGCACCAUGUUGUGACACCCAGUCUAUGUCUUGACCUUGUACUGUGUGACGCGUGAAACGCGUUGUUGCUGUUAGUAUUAACAGUGAUUUCGUAAUAUCAGCCGUUACUAAAAUAUAACAUACAAUGACUGUCAAUUGACGCAAUUGUGUUUUUUCUCAUUUCUGAUGGAAAUAUUUAAUAUUAUUUUGUUGUUGUUGUGGGUCUAGGCGGGUUUUAUUGUUCUAAGACUUCUUUAAUAUACAAACAUUAUUGGCACAUGUCAUUCGGCACCACUCGACCAUUUCCGUAAUCUGCGGAAGUGUGACCGAUGGUCACCAGUGGAAUGUAUGUAUUAUAAUGAGGAAGGCAAGUAAUUAAUAUUUUGACGUGAAUAUCUGUAUAAUUUAAUGUUUGUCAUUUAUGAAUAUGUGAAUAACCUUUGUGAUCAUAUUCAAAUGAACCAACAGUACUUGCUUGUGUAAAUAGAAAUAUUUGUGAAAACUGUAAUAUAACUUGAAACUCACAUGCAUGUGAAUAGUUCUGUAAUAACAACCUGCGGAAACCUGAUGGAUUUGAAAUGGAACUACAAUGUGAGAGUAAACAGGCAGGGUGUAUUAUUAUUGAUAUUGUCCCACCAGAACGCUUGUCUCUAUGGAUUACACGAUUAGAUAAUCCCCAAGACGAUUAACCGAGGUUCACUGUCGUAAAUGUUUGAACCAUUUCCUGUGUAUAUUAAAUAUCGAGCGUGUGUCUAAUAAAAUGGACUAAACGUCA
Messenger RNA from Haliotis rufescens (red abalone), 4564 nucleotides. RefSeq names its product protocadherin Fat 4-like. Lineage: Eukaryota; Metazoa; Mollusca; Gastropoda; Lepetellida; Haliotidae. Gene Ontology annotation, molecular function: calcium ion binding. The coding region runs from base 13 to 3444 and encodes 1143 amino acids. The record is from RefSeq and is a predicted model, not a curated record. The transcript has 20 exons. Gene Ontology annotation, cellular component: plasma membrane; cell-cell junction. Gene Ontology annotation, biological process: homophilic cell-cell adhesion.